Morone saxatilis (striped sea-bass) is the source of this 737-nucleotide messenger RNA. It is a transcript of the gene lyrm5b, whose product is annotated as LYR motif containing 5b. Lineage: Eukaryota; Metazoa; Chordata; Actinopteri; Moronidae. The transcript is spliced from 3 exons. The record is from RefSeq and is a predicted model, not a curated record. The coding region runs from base 307 to 558 and encodes 83 amino acids. Gene Ontology annotation, cellular component: mitochondrion. Gene Ontology annotation, biological process: respiratory electron transport chain.
CUCUGCGUGCGCUGCUCUUUGGUUGUUUACUUUCUGAGCUCGUUAGAAAACGUUAAAAUAUAAAGCUACCGUUUAACGUUACUGUUGAUGAGGCUGCCGCUGACCUCGGGUCAGUUUUAAACAAACUCAGUUUUAUUUCUUUUAGCACAUUUAACCGCCGUUAGCACUGUUAGCUUGCUCGCUAACUCACAAACUGAACUUUGAACUUUGAGCCGACGUUGGAGCAGCUGCUGCGGAGAGCAGAGGUCAUCCGACAGCUCAGCCCCCUUCUCUUCCUCCUCUUCCUCUUCCUCCUCCCCUGAGACGAUGGCGAACCCUCUGAGGGCUGAAGUGGUCCGACUUUAUAAAAAUCUCCUCUACCUCGGGCGGGAGUACCCCAAAGGAGCCGACUACUUCAGGGACCGUCUGAGAGCGGCGUUCGCCAAAAACAGAUCGGUGCAGGACCCGGAGCAGAUCAAGGAGAUGAUCGGUCGGGGGGAGUACGUGGCCCGAGAGCUGGAGGCGCUCUACUACCUGAGGAAGUACAGAGCCAUGAAGAAACGCUACUACGAAGAGUAACAGACACUCACACUGGCAGAAACCACAGGACCCAUUCGUCCUGCUGGAAGUACGAGACAAACAUAAGAGGAAAAAAAUCUUUGAAUUUAUUGCAAACAGCGGACGCCGUCCCCUCGAGACAAAAACAGAAUCACUGAUUCAGUACAGAGAGAAAACAAAUAAAAGUAUAAAAAAGACAA